UCGGAAGCCGCGCGCGCGCUUAUCACGUAACAGCACACCGCCGAAAGCUAUGAAUCACCACGAGGUGGCCGAAUUAACUCGCGAAGGGAUCGUCAAUUAAGAUUCCCCCGCGUGCCGCACAUAAAAUGAUUAUGAUCAAUUCAAGCUCGGCCCAGAAAGUGGGGAAACCACCCCCGCCAGUGCCGCCCCGGCCUUCCAAAAGUGUAGUCGCCGAGGCCCUGGCCAAGUCGCGUCACCACAACAAAGUGAUCUCCAUCAGGGAGGCGGAAAAAACAAAAUCACCCACGAGGCAGGCACCGCCGCCCCCGACCCCGCGGAACGAGCUUACAAAGUCUAAAUCCACUUAUUCCAUCAACAUCCCCCUGAAGAAACCCAUGGUUUUCGAGAGAUCCAUCUCGGAGGAAGUGAAGAACACUUCAAGACCGGUAAUUUAUCAGUCCUCGAACGUGAAGUGCAACAAUAACAAUAAUAGUGUGCAAAUAACGAGGGGGACCAGUGACGUAAAAAUUGUAAAUAACAAUACGAGUAGCCUUCGCAAUAGGCUGGUUGGUAAACAGGAAAAAUUGGAAGAGGAAGACAGGAGUCGUGUUCAGGUGUCUCGAAAGGAGUCGGUUAAACGUGAGAAGUUCCGUGGGGAGGAAUUUAUAGUGAAACAUAAUGAAGGAAGUGAUGCAGCCAGCGAUGGCAGAUCGAUGUCCAACGCCAGCACCUUGGAGAAGUCGUCCGACUCGUCGGAGAAGAACGGGAGCAACGGCAGCCUUGACAAGAAGAACUGGGACCAGAUGCUCAACGACAGGAAUCACGUGAACACCCUCAUCGACGAGAUGUUCGCUAGCGUCCUGGAAGUGCAGUUUAGCGACGAUAACGGCGCACUGAAUCAAAAUAACAACAAACUGUCGACGGUGUUAUCGCAAGAUAAGACGGAAAUAAUAAUAAAUGAUGCGACGGAGAUCGAUUACGAGAACGUAAGAUUCGAUAACGGCGUUAUUGUCAGUAGCGGAAACGGCAUGUCGGGCGAAAGUAACGUGCCGAAGACGGUUAUAGUGAUAAAGAACGAUUCUUCCGAUGUGGACGACGAGGAGAAGAAGAAGCAGGUUAUCUCCUGCAGUUCCAACACUAGCUCGGCGGAGAGACAGAAACAGGUGAAGUUUAAGGAUCAACUCAACCACGAACUGCUGAUAAAGGAGCUGCAGUGCAUGAAGCAGGACCAGGACAAGAUACUGAAGAGGCAACGGAAACCGUCGAUGAACCUCUAUGAUAACAGUGCAGUGCCCAAUAGUGAGAGUACGGCGAAAAUACCGCGGCCCGAUUGGUUGGACGUGGGGGGUGGGGGGCGCGAAGUGAAGUUGAAUACGUGUCAAAUCGAGAUAACCGACGAAUCGGUCGAGAAAGAGGAGAAGAAGCCUUUUAAUCUGGACUAUGAGAGAAUAACAAAAAUGUCCUCCCUCCACGGCCUGCCGCCCCUUCCCAAGAGCCUCAGCGGUUUCAACCUUUUGGAGGGCCACCAGGGGGGCGUCAGCAUGAACCCCCCGACGCCGAUGCGUAGCAGUUCCAUAAGAUCUACCGCCCAGCAGGUACCCCCAGGUCAUCUGGUGUACCCCCCUCAUCCCAAAGUCAACGGCGAAGUGGCCGUUUCCCAAGUUGGCGGCGGAACUUCUGGUAGGAAAUCCACUAACCUAGACACCCAACUGGCCAUCCUCAGGCGGGAAAUGUACAGUCUGCGUCAGCUGGACCUGUCCUUGCUCUCCCAGUUGUGGUCCUUGAACGAGUCCAUACAGGACUUCAGGCAGAUCCUCCAGGACCAGGAGGACAGAGUGAUGUCGCCGCCUUCGCCUUCUCCCACGCCUUCCUCCGGUGAGGACAUGGACGGAGACGAGUUCUACAUGUCGGCCAGCUCUCUGAACUUCAGGCCGGCGCCACCGCCGCCCCCGAGCGUGCGGCGGCCGAGUAGCUCCUCCAACGCCUCCAGUCUGGGGUAGCCUUUGAGGAUUUCAACAUAACCUAGUAAAAUCGGCGUAUCCUGGCCGUAGUCUACUUCCAUGUCUUUAAUACAUUUGCAUAAUCGUUCUUUGUCCACCACCAAGAGAAAGACUUUUAUGUAUUUAUGCGUGUCGAAUACAAAACUAAAGUAAAACACAUAUUUGUAGGUGAUCCGUACGUGACUGUAGGUAUUUAUUGUUUUGCUAUAAGUAGUUAUUGUCCUGGAUACAAAGAAAUCUGUUUAAGAUUGAAACAAUAGAAAGUAUUCAAUAUUAUGAAGGGCUUUAAUUUGGAUUUUUGAAAAACUCUUGUAACUACAGAACUAUUUUUAUUUUAACCAGGGCAAUAAUUACCGGGCAGUCCAUUUUUGUGAUAAAAUUCUUGCACUUAAUGUUAUUUUAAAGGUAGUGUUUAAAGGUGUACAAAGUUUUACAUUAAUGUGCUCUAGUAUUUAAUAUGAUUAAUCAUCUAAUAUAGUUGGUAGUUUUAGUUGAAAGGGUCGCAAAAAAAUUGUGUCCAAGGUUAGGAUUCUCAUUUAGGCAGUUAGUUCUUUCUUAAUUUAAUUUAUCAGAAGGGGGAUUUUAUUUUGUUCAAGACGUAGAAGCUAUGGAGCUGUAAUAACUUUUAUUAAUAUUCUAACAGCGACUGAAUAAAAUUUUAAUUAUA
Anoplophora glabripennis (Asian longhorned beetle) is the source of this 2646-nucleotide messenger RNA. RefSeq names its product anaphase-promoting complex subunit 11-like. Lineage: Eukaryota; Metazoa; Arthropoda; Insecta; Coleoptera; Cerambycidae. The record is from RefSeq and is a predicted model, not a curated record. The coding region runs from base 126 to 1979 and encodes 617 amino acids. The transcript is spliced from 6 exons. Gene Ontology annotation, molecular function: cullin family protein binding; ubiquitin protein ligase activity; zinc ion binding. Gene Ontology annotation, cellular component: anaphase-promoting complex; nucleus. Gene Ontology annotation, biological process: anaphase-promoting complex-dependent catabolic process; protein ubiquitination; positive regulation of mitotic metaphase/anaphase transition.